AUACCCUGAUCAUCCUCUAUGGGGGCUCUAUACAUAAAGAUUGUCUUUGUGUACUCUCACUCUUGUCAACACGACAAUUAUUCAACUUAAGGUCCAUAUUAGGAAACUAUACACUAAACAAUCUGGGCAAUUUAUAAUAAUGCGUUUUGGGUUUUCAUUGUAUCUACCAUGCAUCCAAUCUCCAUAUAAAUGAUAAAAUUUUCAUGAUCUUAUUUCAAUAGGUCAAAUGAAAGACAACCCUCGAGAUUUUGUUUCUGUUUUGUUUUGUUUUUCUGUUUUAUAUAUUCAGAUUCAAAACAAACUCGAACGCCGUUCUCGUUCUCAGCUGAGUUCACUCUUUGAAAGUUUCAAAUCCUAUCCAUCAUACUCAGCACCAAACAACGUGGCCUAUUGAAAAACAAAGACAUGACACGGAGAGAAUACCCUCGUUUUGAAUGGAAACAAGAUAUUCUAAGCGCAGGAAACUUCUCCUCCAUACUACUGAAAAUGGCAUCGACCGAAUCAGCGAUCUUCCUGAUGCUGUUCUCCAUCGCAUUCUCUCCCUUCUACCCAUCAAAUCCAUCGCACAAACCAGUGUCUUAUCCAAGAGAUGGAGGUCUCUCUGGUUCUCCUUCCCUGACCUUGAUUUCACCACCAUUAACCCAAAUUCCAUUUCUUUAACUAAUUCGAAUCAUCCCAAGAUUCCCAACAGUACGGAAAAGAACUUGCAUAAUACUGCUGCUACAAGAGUGGACUUCAUAACCCAGGUUUUAGCGCUUCAUGACAAAUUCUCCCAAAUAAGGACGCUUCGUUUCAGAGCCCAUUUGAGUUUUUCUCAUCUAAAUGGUCUGAUUCGGUCCGCCACCAGGCAUAAUGUUCAAGAACUUGAUGUCGAGGUUGCUACUGACGAUUACUUCAACUUCCCACGAUCUGUAAUAGCGAGUGAAUCUUUAAGGGUUUUUAAUCUGAAAUCUCGUUAUCCGGGUUUUCGUUUGCCUCCUUCAUCGGUAAUGAAGGAUGGUUUCAGAUCGCUCCACACGUUAUCUCUUUCACUCAUAAUUUUAUACAGCCAAUCCUCACUCCUGGACUUGUUCUCGGAUCCAUCGUUCCCAGUCCUUAGGAAACUGAAUCUAGAUGCGUGCUUUGGGUUGAAACAUCUCAGCGUUGGCUGCCGGGCCCUGGAAGAUUUGAGUCUGGAGAAUUGUUUUCAGCUAUUAGGCUUGAAUAUUUCAAGUCCGAAAUUGGAGCGAUUGCGGGUAGCGAAUUGUUUUGAUGCUUACAGUGAUAAAAGUCUGGUAAAGGUUACUGCACCAAGACUCAGAUUCCUGGUCUGGGAAAAUAAUGCCAUUACUGAUAAUAGUUCUCUUGACAAUUUAAGUUUUCUGCAUGAGGCCUCCAUUGGUUUCUUUGUAGUAAACGAAGAUACAAGUCAUGUGACAAAGAUUCAGAGUGUAUCCAACCUUCUCUCUGGUGUCUCUCAUGCCCACUGCCUAAAGUUUGGAAGCCAGUGUAUCGAGAUUCUAUCAAGCAAUAAUUAUUUUGCUGUUUAUCUUCAACCAUUUAGUAACCUCAAUUCUUUGGAGUUGCAUACUGGUUUCAACAAAAAUAAUGUCUUAGGAUUAGCAUGUCUAUUCAGGAGCUCUCCAACACUGCAGACUCUCAUUCUCAAGAUCAUUAAUGAUCAGAAGAUCGAAAGGAGACAAUGGAAUAGGGAAAUGUGGGACAUGUCUGGCUCUGAGGAAGAACAAUUUUGGGAAUCUCAAACCCAGAAUCUUAAGUCUUUCCUACACCACCUGAAGGUAGUAAAGAUCCAUGGGUUUUUAGAAUGUGAGAACGAGGUUAGUCUAGCGAAGUUUUUGCUCAAGCAUGGAAAGGCCUUGCAAGAGAUGACACUAUGCACAGGCCAUUGCAUUGCUAGAGAUUCCCUGAGGCGACAGAAGAUCAGAUCACAGAUGAUGGGAUUCUCGCGGGCUUCUUCUAAUGCUAAAAUUGCUUUUCACUAAAUAUAUAUUCCCCAACUUUUUAAUCAUUGAUGAGUACAAUAAUUGUCGAAAAUUGUUACGUGGAUUCUAUUCUGGACUAUGUGGGACCCAUACAUUUUGAAAACUUUGAUGAAUUUUGCUUAAUUAGUAUGUUGUUAUAAAGCAACGAAGGUACGUUGAUUGAUCAGUAAUCGACUAACCGAGCCAAGUCUUAGUUAUCA
Messenger RNA from Carya illinoinensis, 2182 nucleotides. Its product is annotated as putative F-box/FBD/LRR-repeat protein At4g03220. NCBI's taxonomy places the organism in Eukaryota, Viridiplantae, Streptophyta, Magnoliopsida, Fagales, Juglandaceae. Gene Ontology annotation, molecular function: protein binding. The record is from RefSeq and is a predicted model, not a curated record. The coding region runs from base 435 to 1982 and encodes 515 amino acids. The transcript is spliced from 3 exons.